Athalia rosae (coleseed sawfly) is the source of this 1274-nucleotide messenger RNA. RefSeq lists its product as uncharacterized. The coding region runs from base 307 to 1149 and encodes 280 amino acids. Lineage: Eukaryota; Metazoa; Arthropoda; Insecta; Hymenoptera; Athaliidae. The record is from RefSeq and is a predicted model, not a curated record. The transcript is spliced from 4 exons.
CGAAAAUUUGUCAAACUCUACGAUCAUACUUUUCACCUUAAAACUCCCAGCACUCUAUUCUAUUCCGACUUUUCGUUUUCCGAUCAGGCGAAUGAAAUUGAUCGACAAAGUAGAAGCGGAGUUUUGAAUUUAUAGCAUACAUGCGCCGGUCGUUGGAAAAAUACACGAGGAGAAUUGGGUGUUUUUCGCAUGGCGAAAAUAAAGGACACGUUACACGUUGAGACAUUACGCUUUUCAAAAACGAUCAUUUCAACGGUACGGUAUAAAACUUGUCCGAGUUUAAUGGGCGAAUAACCCAAAAGAUAAAUGAAUGUUACGGCCCUGAAAAUCCCCGAGGGCUCUCCCGGCUGGUAUAAAACGGAUAUAUUCACUCUCAUGAGUGCAUUUUGCGGAAAGGAAUUAACGAUGAAAGUGAUCAAAGCGUUGGUUCUCGUGUUAAUCGGUAUUCAACGAGCAAACAGCUCCGGGCCAUUCGUCCAGGAAGCUUUGGCGAAAGUUUUCGGGCCUAGCUGGGGUCCGUAUGCAAACCUUCGCACGGUCCAGUUGUUGAAUCAAUUGUGCAACGAAUCGCAGCUAGACGACAACGUAAGAAAAGAUGCCUGCUACGGAUGUUUCUUCAGAGCUAGCAAUCAAGCAGCUUCUGGUUAUCCGAUGUUACUGGCCAUGGCUACCUGCGCCGACACUUAUCUCAACAACACGAAUUACGGACACUGUCAAACUUUUCUCAGGAAUGCAACCAACUCCAUAUCCACGCGCACGAGUCCCGGAAUUAUAUACUGUUCCUUCCUCGAAUGCAUCCGUCAAGUCAACAAAGAUAUGUUGAUCAGACGGUGCGUCGGUGAGGCGGUAAGCAUGUUCCCGUCGCCGUUCAACUGCACCCUGACCCAGCUGUCUCAGGUUUUCGUAAACGCGACCGCCUGCGUCCUGGCGAAGACGAGAUGCAGCUACACGAAUCCGGUAACCGGUGCCGUUUCGGAGGGCCCCUUAGCCAACAAACUGAACAUCGUCUCCGUCAACGCUCUUCAGGUCAACUCCGACUACGAUUUGAACAUCAUUCGAGUGCCUUUCAUGCACUCGGUCAAGGGCGACGAGUGUGGGAAAUUUCGUAACAUAGAUCAAGCGUCGUGGCCCUCGGCCGAAUGUUCGUGAUUAUCGUCCCUCUGGUUACAGUCGUGCGUAACGGGAUAACAUUUUUUUCUACUUUCAAUAAAUACUGUCGUCGAUAGGCAAAAAAAAAAAAAAAAAAAAAAAACAAAUCGUAGCCAAUUGUUGAA